AUGGAAAAUCAGUCUAAGUAUCUGGUAGCGGUUGUGGGCACAGAAGCCUUAGACUUAAUAAUAGAUUUAUGUUAUCCCGAAAAUCCAGAAAAUGUAGAAAUUAGUGAAAUCGAGAGAUUCGUCGAAGAAUACCUAUCACCGAAACGUUCUGUGAUUGCCGAGAGAAUGAUUUUUCGAUCCAGUAAACAAGUGGAAAAUCAAUCGUUAAACGAGUAUUUCGUCAAUCUAAAAAAACUGAGUAAGGCAUGCAAGUUUAAAACAAACGACAGUUUAAAUGAAAACCUACGCGACCAAUUCGUAUACGGACUAAGCAGCGAUCGAAUUAGGCAGCGGAUAAUGACGGAGAAAGAUGAAGAUUUAACUUUUACGCGCGCCACUGAGCUGGCGUUAUCGCUCGAGGCGGUGAUACGAGAGGGUGGCGGCGGCGGACCGGCAGCGGCGGCGCAGGCCGAGCCGGUUUACGCGGUGGGCGGCCGGCGCGACAGCGCCCCGACUCGAGGCCGCGCGCGCCGCUCCAGGGGCUACGUCGGCGCUGACGGCGGCAGCGGUGGGCAGCGUUGCUACCGGUGCCAUGGAAAUCAUUUGGCGGAAAAGUGUUCGUUCCUGCAUAGUGAGUGUUACGUGUGCGGAAGGAAAGGUCACAUUGCUAAGGUAUGUCGUUUACGCAAACAAAGAGUCGUUCACGGCAUCGACGAACGGGCGUCGUCGGAAAGUUCGUCAGAAUCCGAAUGUGCCAACGGGGUGACGGUGUACCAAAUGAGUGAUGAUGAUGACCUCGAUGAUCGGUGGGUGAUAUCCGUAAAAAUAAUAAAAACGGCGUUGAGAAAGGCAUUGUACGAAAAACAGGAUUUAGAAAAUUCUUUACAGAAAUUUUUAUUCGUAUAUAGAUCAACUCCACAUAGCAUUACUUGUAAAACACCAGCACAGUUAUUAUUAGGUAGACAAGUUCGUACUACAUUUGAUUUGUUGCGUCCUAGUACAAGUGAACUUGUAAAACAAAAACAAAUGAAACAAAUACGGUAUAGAAACGGCAGUGACAGACAGUUCAAUGUAGGUGAUAAAGUAUUUUUUAAACUUUUUAAAAACAAUAGCUUUUCGUGGGAAAAGGGGGUGGUCUCAGACCGGUCGGGUCCUUUGACAUAUUAUGUAAGGUUCCAAGAUAAAUAUCUUAAAAAGCAUGUCGAUCAGUUACGAAAAUUACAUGAAGUUGAUGACAAUAUCGUUGACGCUGCUGAAUUUUCGAGUGCGAGCGAACACAAAGGGCAAGAACAGUCUAAUGUUGUACCGGAGGCCGUUGAGCCGCUAGGAGACGUUAAUAUGCAAAGAUCGUAUUCGAAAAGAAAUCGUAAACCAGUACAAAGAUUUGUAGUUCAAUAAUUAAAAAUAACCUUUUUAUGAUGUUUAUUGUAAGGCCCAGGAUAUUGUUUGUGAAUCAUUGUUAAGUGCUACAUUCUGCAUAGUAUACAGGUAUUAUUAGAUAUAAUGCUGAUUUCAAGUACUCAUAAGUAAUAUUGUUACAUUUUUGUUUGUUUUUUUUUAACACCUUUUAUUUUUUUUUGUAUCCUAAAUUCUCACGUUUAAAUUGGUAAGUACUUAAAAUUAUGUUUUUCUUCUGUAAUAGGUACUAAGAUAAUAAGUUGGAAAUAAAUGGAAACUGUUCAGUGUUUAAUUAGUAUCUUUAAUUAACAUCGGGAGAGGGUAAAUGUAAUUAAAUUGUAUUGGUAAGAAAACUGUCAUUCUCGUACAGCAUAAAAAAAUAACUUGUAAUUAAAGCUGGGAGAAUGGUAUAUAUGUGUAUUUGAGGGUAUCUGAAUAACAAAUAAAUAUACUUCAGUCUCGUAUUGCGUCUAUUCUUGAUAACAUCUUCCCAGUUAAUAUAAACUAGUAACGACGGCCAUCUUGGAUUUCAUUUUUUUUAUAUAGUGAACUGUGUUACUAUUUAAGCCCUUUCAUUUGAAACCGUAUAGUAGUUAUGACAAAAUUUGUAAGCCGCCACUUUCUAGUGGCGGCCAUCUUGGAUUAAUAAUGAAAGAGAAUUUGUUUAAUUUUAUUGUCACCAGAACUAAAGAGGUGUACCAAAUUUCUGAUCAAUCUGUCAACAGGAAGCUGUCAAAUUUCAAUAAUUAUAUUUGACGAGUAAAUAACCGUUUCAUAAUAAAAAAUGAAAAAGCUGUUUGUUAAAGAAUGGGGCAGUUCUAA
This is a messenger RNA of Diatraea saccharalis (sugarcane borer), 2199 nucleotides long. NCBI's taxonomy places the organism in Eukaryota, Metazoa, Arthropoda, Insecta, Lepidoptera, Crambidae. The record is from the annotation of a GenBank genome assembly.